AUGCCGGCCUUUUCGGUCCACAUGCAGCGCGACCCAUCGCGAGGCGCUCGCGGCAUCAGCGACACGAAGAAGUCUCUCCAAUCAUUUCUCCCCGCCUCAUUGAACAGACCUGCCGCUGCGUCACCGCCAAAGUCGAGGAUGGAGGUGACACCGCCGGCAGCGGAGUUCACUAAUUACGAUGUAGAUACCGCGUAUGUGAUGCCGCUCGAGGUGCGCAAUCGCACCGGUGAAAUACUGACGCUGCGCUUUGUGAAGCCGGCGCGGCACCCCGGCACUUUCCGACUCGUCAACGGUGCUUCGGUGCGUGUGGCACCUGGACUGGCACAUACUGUGGAGGUUGAGUUCACUACCCAUGCACCGAAGGACUAUGCGGAUGUGCUGGUGAUCCUCAGCAGCGACGGUGGCUGCGUCGAGGUGCCGUUGACGGCGUGCCGCGUGCCGCUAAUAGAGUUUCCUUCAACAGUGAGCUUUGGCAAGGUGGAGCAGCAACUUGUGUGCCCUAUGCGCACGCUGACGCUGGUGAAUCGAGGUCGAAAGGACGCAGCGGUUACGUUUGUGCUGGACGAGAAAGAGGAGAAGGGUUGCGAUGUGACGUGUGGGGUAGCACUGAGCAGCACGGAUGUUACGGUGCCGGCAGAGAGCCGCACGUCUGUCACGCUGGAGCUGAAGCCGCUGCCGCCUGGUCUGUACACGUGGCACAUUUCAGUGGAAAUGAACGGGCAGCGCCUGCCACAUCUCUUGGAGGUGACUGCGGAGGUGGUGGACUGUCGGAGUCGUCUUUUCGAUCCGCAGACACACAAGGAAGUGGUCUCGGUAGAGUUCGCAGAGACGUUUGCCGGCAACAAGGCGAGCCAUCCGCUGGAGGUUGUGAAUGGCGGGUCGCAGGCGAUCAGCUUUGCGAUCCGCUCCGCACACGACAUCUCUGAAGGCGGAGUCAUGCCUUUUCGCUUCGUCCCCACCCAAGGGCGGCUACCGCCGCAGGGACGCCUUACCGUUACUGCGCUGUUUACACCCCAGCUGAAGGUGCGUCGCACCGGCUGGAGCGCCACUCCGAGCAAUGCGCUUACUGAGACCGCCGAGGUUCGCAAGUACGAGGCCCUCUUCUCCUUGCUGUUUGUUGAGACGGAGCAGACGCAAACCUUCCGGAUGGUGGGCACGUCGUGCGAGACCCUUGUCCGCCUCUCUACCUCUGUCGUCGACUUUGGCACCUGCGUUCUGAAGGAGUUGAGAGAAUCGACCCUCACGGUCACGAAUGGCGUGGCCCACCUUCCCAUGCGCUACGCACUGAAGUGCCCUCCGCAUUUCUCCGUCACGCCGGCGCGCGGCGUGGUGGCCGGUGGUGGAAGCGCCACGCUGCGCUUGGCGUUUCGCCCGCGUCGCCUCGAGCCGUAUGUCGAGGCGCUCACGCUCACCGCCAACAAUACGGUGACGUGCACCGUGGAGCUGCGGGGCACCCCUCUGUACCGCGAAGGCGCCGUGGCUCCGGCGACCGCGCGCUCUUCAGGCGCGGAAGACGAGGUUGCGGUGCCGGUGGCAGUGGAUCUCGGUAUGAUCCCAGCCGAGGGGCUGACCCCACCCUCACUCCCCAGACAGGUGCCCGCGGCGGUGCUGAUAGCGGAGGAUACGGCGAUGCGGAGUUGCCGCAGUGGCCACGUCGCACCACCCGUGUUUGAUGUGCAUUCACUGGCAAAGCGGCGUUUCCACGUCACCCCGACAACAUCGCAGGAGCGGCGUGAUUGCAAGCGCGAGUUGACGCCGAUGGAGGUGCUUAACGUUGUACUGCCAUCCAAGUCGCUGGACUUUGGACGCGUCACCAUCCACGCGGAUGCGGUAGCGUCGCUCUUCGUGUACAACGGGACCAAUGCAAGCAUUCAGGUUAGCGUGCCCACCGAAGCGGAAGGGCCUGUGACGGUGGAACCCGUCAGUCAGGUCGUGCCGGCUCGGCGUAUGGCGCAGUUCGAUGUGCACCUCCGCUUCGGCGCGAUACAGUCCUUCCAGCAGGUAAUGCGCGUCACUGUGAACCAGCAGCAUUACAUGCGCUUCUCGGUGCUGGCUGACGUGGUUCCAGUAGAGGUGACCCUCUCGCAGACACAGGUGCUGCUGUCGCUCACGGGACAGGCUGAGGAGCCUGUGUGCACGGCGCAGGUGGCGCUCACGAACAAGGGAAACUGCGCCGCGGCGUAUCGCUGGUAUCUCUCGUCGCCGUCAUGCGAGUUCGAGGUGGAGCCGCAGAUGGGGUUACUGAACGCCGGUGAGCAACGCAGUGCAACGUUCUACUUCCUCCCCGCUCCCGGCACAUCGAAGGCUUCGUGCGAGGCUCGUCUGGAGGUGGUGGGGGCGACUGAGGACAAGGUGCUGCUGCUGACUGGCAGCGUGGCGCCGGCGAAGUGCGUGUGGGGCACCUCUGCGACUUUCACGUCGCUUCCCGUGGCUCCUGGUUUCAAGGAAGCGGCUGCCGUGUCCGGCGUAGUGGCCUUGGGGCGCAUCGCAGCUGGGGUACCCGCUCUGGCAGUGCUCCCCAUCACCAACAAAGGCAGUACGAACGCGUACUUCUCCGUUGGCGCGUUGCCCGCGUGGCUGUCGGUGUCACCCUCGCAGGGACGCGUCUGUGCUGGUGAGACAGAGGAACUCACGGUGCGAGUGCGGCAUGCAGUGGCAGGUGCGGUGGUUCAUCUGGUAGAGUGCAAUGUUGCUGGCAUGCGGCGUCCGCUGGUGGCACGUGUAGAGGCGACUGUUGUGGCCCCGUCGCUUUCUGUGGAACUGGAUGGCAAGGAGCAGGGUGAGACGCACCUAGACUUUGGCCACGUCUAUGUCGGUUGCCCGCAGUCGCGCUCGGUGACGCUGCGGAAUGGCGGCGACGUGGCUGCCGCCGUGCGGGUGAACCUAGAGGCGUGCACGUACUACUCGUUGGACUCGGCUGUGCUGGAGGAAGAAGGGCAGCAGGACAUACUGGAGAGCAGGCUCUCACUUUCAGCCAUGGGUGAGGCGCAGCGCUCGCGUCUGAUGCCGCGCAUGCGGUCUCUGCGCUCUCUCAGUGUGGCGGACCGAAAGUUGUCGUUUGGUGUCGCCGCUGCAACUGUCGUGGUGCCGCCGUUGGCGGAGUACACACUGCACCUUUCAUUCAACCCUCUGCGUGCUGCUGCGACACAGCACUGCUCUGUUCGGUGGCAUCAGCUUGGGGCAGACGAUGUGCAUCCGCUACCGCCAUUCACUCUGGAAGCCACCGCGCUGGCGCCGCCGGUUGUGCUGAGCGCCACGACGGUAUCAUUCCCCGGCGUCGUAGUUGGCCAGCGCCCACCACCGCAAGUGGUCUUCGUCCGACACGGGGAUCUGAGUAUGCCGCCGUCCCUGCCGGAGCGGAGACCGGUCGUGUGGCGGCUGGAGAUGGAGGACAGCACUCCAAGCUUCUUGGUGGAGCCGCACCGCGGCGUCCUGGGUGUGGGCGAGGAGCACGCCGUCACCAUCACGUAUCUGCCUAUGAGCGCUGAGCGGGUGCAGACUUACGUGCUACUGAAGACGGAAGGGGCAGAGAGCCCUACGGGGGCGCCGUGCGCUCGCUGCGCGAUCAGUGCCUCUGCAACCGACCCGCGCGUGCGCAGCGACCGUACCUCUCUGGUGUUCCCAACUGUGCCGCUCGGUGUUGCGGUGGAGACAACGGCGCUGCUCCACAACGAGGGCUACGACGCCGUGCGCGUGGAGUAUCUCGGUUCCUGCGACCCGCCUCUGCAGGUGUCGUUCCCUGAUGGCCACUCCAUGGGUGCCGCGCUGCGGUCCACCCUCCCCGUCACUUUUACCUUCUGCAGCCCCGCGCCGAUUUCGGUGCGCUCCGCCAUCCGCCUGCACACGGACGCCGGCGGCUGCAUCGACAUUGCCAUCAGCGGCAGCGCCGUGAACUCAAUCAUCUCCACCGAGGCUUUCGUGUCUUACAUGAGCCUUGUUACACCUACCACUAUCACGGCUGGCGCCGCCGGCGAGGGCGAUGAUGCUUCGUACGUGCUACAGUGCUGGGCUAGCGACCACGAAUCCGUCCUCAUGGCGGAGUUACCGAUGGUGUGCACCUUGCCGUCUGCCAUGGAUGGUACGCAUGGGUGUUCUCACGACCUGGUGGACGCGGUCGAGGAGAGCAUCGAUUGGGAGGCGGAGCGAGCGUGGCUGACGGCGUGGUGGAACGCCUUCGUGUGCCGCACUCCUGUGCAGAAUUUGGUGGAGGCACUUCAAACGACUCGCGGUGGGAUUGUCGGCGACAUGACGUAUCAAUUCACCGGCAAGCGACCUCGGCGUGCCGAGGCGUUGGGGUCUUCCUUGACCGCCUCUACGCGGGUGGGAAAGGGGGGCAACGCUGGGCCUGCUGCGACAGCGACGAUCCGCAGUCGCAAGGGGACAGUAGCCGCACACGGUGGAACGCGACGACAGCGGGCGUUGGAGGGGGCCAACACUCCCCUUUCCUCCUCGGCGAGCACAAUACCAAAGGAACUGCGCACCCUUCACACUCUCAUCCAGUACGUGCGCUCCUGUGGUGGAUGCCUGAGGGAUGUGGAGCUGCCGUUUCUGCUUCCCUUCGACGCCUUUCUCGAGCACACGGCCGCGCACUCCCCGUCCGCGCUGGAGAGGCUUUCUGGCGUCGCUGAGGAUGAGGACUUGGAGCUGGUAUUCGAGCGUCGCGCGACAGCCUUGUGGGUGGCCGUGAUGCGAGAGUGUCUACGACUUUUCUACGUGUCGCAAGUGCGCGUGACGUCGGCUACCUCGGCGCCGCCAGCUCUGCUCGAGUGGUUGUCCUCGUCGUUGUCACAGCGUUCGCUGAGCCGAAGCAACAUAUACAGUGAGGAAGAGUCGCUACUCCUGCGUUGGGUGACCGCCUGCGUUGAGACCUUCGCGAACGGUGACAACGCAGACCUUCACAACAGUCUGUCAGCGGCCUUGCCGAGGUGCUUCGAAGACCUGCGUGAUGGACAGGCACUCAUCAUUGUUGUACUAACGUACGUGCCAUUCCUUGGGCGGCAGGUGCGCGAGGCCAUCGUCUCUGCUGAACAGCAGAGCUGCGAGGCGCAUGCUGCCGUGCUCCUGGACCUUCUGCACACCUUGAGGAUUCCAGGGCUUCCGCUCGCCGACGCCUUCGUGGCGGCGCCGCCAACGCAGGUGGUGCUUCUCCUUACCCACCUCUUCGUGUAUCUUCCAAAGUUCAUCAACACUGUGCCCGUGAGCUUUCAUGGCCGCGCUCUUACCGCGCUGACGGAGACAGUCACCGUCGAAAACACGUCUUCUCAGCCGCGCGAAUACUGCGUUCUUCUGCCAGAUGCUCCACUGUUCCGUGCAAACACCGACAAGCUGACUGUGGCCCCGCGCAGCUCGGCGGAGUUGACACUGUCUAUUAUUCCACGUACGCGGCGACCGGUGACUGGGCAGUGUCUGCUGGUUGACUGCUCCUCGCAGGUGCCGCCGGCGGAGCGAGUACCAUUUGUGUUUCAACUCAAGGCCACACCAACAAUGGAGCCACUGCAGACGGUGUACAUGGAGACACCGCAGUACGAGUGCCUUCAGUCGGAGCUGCAUAUCACGAACCCCUUCUCCGUGGAUUGCGUGGUGAGUCUGCGAGUGGCGCAGACGCGUCUGCCGACCGCGACGCAGAAGACGGACGCCGGCGCGACACCCGGGGUUGCCGCGCCGUGGCUAGAUAGUGACGACGCAUCCUUCUGGCGGCACAACCACGACGCCCCUUUCACCGUUGCCACAGAGGUUCUCUCGCUGCGCCGCGGUGAGCCGACCCGCCUGCCCUUCUCGUUCGCGCCCCUCUCACGUGGCGUGUAUCGUCUGCUGCUGACCUUCUGGGAAGAGUGGGAGGGCGAGUUCACGUGGGCGGUGGAGGCGACGAGCGGGUGGCCCAAGCCAGUCGACUCCAACCUGGAGCUGCGUGUGGAGCUUGGGGAGAGCUGCACAUCUAUACUCGACGUCAAGAGCAGCAACCCGUCGCUUGAGCGCUGUGUGAAGUUGUACGAGGAUCGCGCACACAAUACCCAGCGCACCGACCUCAGUCGUCUGCUUAGCGGGGCUCGCUAUGUCGUGCACUUUGUGAAUGAGCGCAUGGAGGGCCCCAACCCUUUCUUCGCGGCCAGCGAGGGCUCGUGUCUCGCACCCACCACUCCAGCAGCGACGUGGCCGGUGACCUUCACAUUCAAGCCACAGUGUGUUGGGGUGUACCGCACCUAUGUGCUGUUGAUGUCGGAGGCCGAUGUGCGACUGCUGCUGGUUGUCGGCGAGUGCGUGCCGAGAGGCGACCGGAGAACUCUGCAGUUUGCGUGCCCGGCGCGCCAGAUCAUCUUGCAGCAGAUCACCCUAUGCAACCACAGCGCCGCGGAGGACUGGCUAUUCGCCGCUACGUUUGAGGGCUCCGCCCAGUUCAGUGGGCCGCACGAUGUUCGCGUGCCGAGUGGACGGUCGAAGGAGUACACGAUCAAGUAUGCCCCUUCGUGGAUCAGCGAAGAGGAAACGGCGACGCUCGUGCUGCUAAAUGGUAUCACUGGGCAGAAGCACACUUACACUCUCGUGGGCACCGCAGGGGCGCCGCUGUCGGAGGGCAUCCUGACGCUGAACUGCCGGGCACGCGACCACGAGACAUUGGAGAUGAUGGUGCCGAACAUUUGCAGUCAGGACACGACGUACUUUGUGAAGACUGACUUGAUGUGUUGCGAGGGUGAGUCGUCGUCGCUUGUCAUCCCACGAGCGUCGAGCCGCCGCUUUGCCUUGAAAGCCACCCCUAACAUUGGUGGCGACUACUCAGGCCAUGUCACCUUUACCGCUUCGAAUGGGCGGUAUGUUUGGUACGCGGUGCAGCUGCACGUGGCCCCACCGGAGAAGGAAGGCCUCAUUGAACUCCGCACCAACGUUCGGGCGUUGAUGGUGGCGGACGUCUCCGUGACAAACCCACUCGAUACCGCGCUGAUGUUCAAAGUGCACCGGUACGGCGCAGGGCUGUACGGCGCGAAUACCUUUCAGCUGGCUCCCAAAGCUGCCGCCACCUACAGCCUCCUCUUUGUGCCGACUCAAACCGGCGAGUCGACGGGGAGACUUUCUCUGGUUAGCGAGGCCGCUGGUGAGUUUUGGUACGAGCUGCACAUGACGGUGACGGAGACGGAGCCGGAGCCCCUGCCUUUCCCACCAACCCCCAUUGGCCAGUCACAGGUAAUGCAGGUGAACCUGCCCAACCGGAGUGACGUGACCUCAGUCCUGACGGUGGAGUCAACGGACUCGGCGUGCUUUGGAGUACGUCCGCCACGGGUGGUGCUACCGGCACACUCGGAGAGCGUUGUCGACCUUCUCUUCACGCCACGCUGUGUCGGUGUCGAGCAAACGGCCCUGGUGACACUGCGCAAUCCCGAACUGGGUUGCUGGCGCUACAAGUGUGUUGGUACGGGUACAGCUCCCUUGGCAGCAGAGCCGCUAACGUGCACUUGCGACGUCGGGACGACGGCAACCAUUUUGCUGCCUUUCACGAAUGUUCUGAAGUGCAACACCGGGGUCGAGGUGCAGCUGAGCGGAGACACAGCGGCCUUUGCGCUACGCACAGUGCCGAACGGUGUGGUGGCGGCCGGUGCCUCCGCGUCGCUUGUUGUGGCGUUCACACCCUCUCUGGUGAAGCGCCAUGACGCUGUUGUGGAGGUUCGUCCGGCGGUGCGGCGCAGCGACAAGACCUGUGACGUCACAUGGACCUACCCGAUCGAGGGCUACUGCGUGUACCGACAGACGCAGCCGGCUCUGCGUUUGCGCUGUGCUUCUCGCAUGCAGUGCGACGACACGGUCUACGUCCACGCACCAGGGCUGACGCCGGGUCUCGCCGCUGACUUCUCCGUGGUCUUCGAGGCGGACCCUCAGCAGUCCUACGCGGUGGCCGCGGCAGCGAGUGUGUCAUGCAGUGUGACGAUGCCGAGCCCGUACCCUGACGGGUUUGAGCUAAACCUCAAGUUUACCCCGUUGCGGCCACUCGUCGGGUCAGGGUGGGUGGUGCUGCGCGGUGCGGAGUGCGGCGUGUGGCAGUACCGAGUGCAGCUGGAGUCUACCCCGGCGCCCGUCGACGACACUAUCGUGCUCUAUGGUGACUACAAGGAGAGCACCUCGGUCUCGUUUGACUUGUACAACGUGUUUCCUUACCGCUCCAGCUUCUUUGCGUACUUCACAGCUGACAGCUCGAAGGACUUUGCCGUAUCACCCGCGCACGGGGUGCUGCUUCCGUUUGUGUGUGGCCAGCGGGGGGCCGCCACUGCCACCAACCUGCAGAUCUCCGCACAUCCCUCCUCCCGCAUUCCUCAAAUCGAGGGCACACUCGUGGUGGACACGGACGACAUGCAGUGGACCUUCCGCGUGCUGGGCAAAUUUGGCCACCAAUUCCGGCCACCCAACUGA
Molecule: messenger RNA, 8394 nt
Organism: Leishmania braziliensis MHOM/BR/75/M2904
Lineage: Eukaryota; Euglenozoa; Kinetoplastea; Trypanosomatida; Trypanosomatidae
Exons: 1
Coding region: 1-8394 (2797 amino acids)
Source: RefSeq, a predicted model, not a curated record